Messenger RNA from Strongylocentrotus purpuratus (purple sea urchin), 6978 nucleotides. RefSeq lists its product as uncharacterized. NCBI's taxonomy places the organism in Eukaryota, Metazoa, Echinodermata, Echinoidea, Camarodonta, Strongylocentrotidae. Gene Ontology annotation, molecular function: protein binding. Gene Ontology annotation, biological process: signal transduction. Bases 315 to 3872 code for a protein of 1185 amino acids. The record is from RefSeq and is a predicted model, not a curated record. The transcript has 7 exons.
UGUAUUAAUACUCGUAUCAGCUGUAUGAAUACAUGCAUUUUCAUUUACUCACGUUCAUUGAACCCAUUGGUGUGCCUUAUACACGAAACCCUCCUACGCAGUUCAAUAGCCAAUCACAGACAAGAUACCACCGGUAUGAUUGUUCAAUCAAUUUGCAUACACAAGUACACACACACACACACACAUACCGUACCAGCGUCGGCAAGAUGGCGUCCUUUAUCUUUGAUAGUUGUUUGUACGUAGUUAAAAUGGAAUCCAAUGACCCCCUGAUCAACUGAUUUUGACAUCUCAGUUAAGGAGAGAAAUGAUUCCCGAUGCAAGGGUUAAAGGCUCUACAUGCUGUAGCAGCCGAGGACCUUCAGAUUUACAAGGCUAAGAACAGCCGCAAGCCAGCCCUUGACCUCAGAGGUCUUUGCCUCACACAGAUCCCCGACUCCAUCUGCUGUGGCAUACUAACAAAGUGCCUUACAUCGCUGGAUGUUAGUCACAACCAGCUGACAUGUCUGCCAUCAUGCAUCAGUCGGCUAAGCUCUUUGCGAGACCUGAGGGCAUCUCGCAACUUGCUCAAUCAAUUGCCAGAGGACUUUGGAUGCCUAAGGGAACUCGCAUUGAUAGACCUUUCACACAACCACCUCACACAUAUUCCAUUAUGCCUGGAUAAUCUUGAGUGCAUGCAGCAUGUGAACUUAUCUGGGAACAGAAUCGGUGAACUGAGGGCAAGUACAUUUCACUUGCCGAGGUUAAGAACGUUUCAUGUAACGAGAAACCCAGUAGCAAAUGUACCUCAAGAUGUAUAUUUAGAUGGAUUGCCGGCAAUCCGUCGCUUCUUUGAUGUAAGUAUUAGUGUGCCACAGCAGGUCUGUUGGAGUCGGGAGGAUCCGCAUUCUUCACUGUGUGAGGAAAUUGCUCAUCUUCAACUGAAACAUGUUAAUACCAGACACAAGAGUGUAGACGUUCGAGCCUGUGCUUCAAAACCUACGUACCUUGAGGAUUCUCACAAUGAAAGAACUAGUGCAUUCAGAAUAGUCAGGAAUGGUGCUGCUGCUCCUCACAAACAACUCCAGCGAUUAGAGUCAGAUGGUCACGUCUCCACAAGUGACUACGGAUCGUGUACAGGAUCAAUGGGUGGCAGUGCCUUCCAAGGAAAGCAGGAUGAUGAUGCAAACAGUUGUUGUGGGGACCAGGGAAGCGAUGCUGGAGAUGUUCCUCAUGAGAAAUAUGAGGAGAUAGAGACUUGUGAUACUUGCCAUAAACCACUAACACCAGAAGUUGACUUUGAAGAUGAUGAAGCAGUAGACUUCAUUUUGCCAAACAGAUCGAGGUUUCUGAAGACUGGCCAUGCUGCGGUUCUUAUUCCCGAGCAUAACAAAUCAAACAUCUUGCGAAUGGAUUUCUUCUUGGAAUUAUUAGGAGACCUUAAGUUUGUUCCAGAGUUUGGUGAGAAUAUGAUCCACGCGAGCUCAGUUGCUUUCCUUGGCCCCCAUGGGGCCUUGUUCUAUGAAGACUGUCCUGCCAUCAUUCGGCUACCCCUCUUUGUGGAUGUUGGAGUAUCAAAAGUGAGGUGCUUCACGAGCAAUACGGAUGAUAUGGAAAUGCCUUUUUGGAUGGAGAUACCUGCAUGUGACUUCAGAGUAUAUUGUGGAUAUGUGUUGUUAAGAACAACUCACUUUUCCCUCUUUGCUGCCAUGUUGGACAAAGUGACCCCUACUGUAACGAAAGUCAUCAACAAGGAUGAGGGUGGAAAGCUAGUAGUAGAUCAAGUGCCUGGUGUCAAGGUUGAUUUCCCAGAAGGAUCCCUAUUGGAAGAUGUUGAAGCUUCUGUUAAGGUCUACUGCUCAGAGCUUCCUGCACAUCUGAGGACAAACCUCCCAAUGGGGGAUGCUUUUGCAUCCCCGACAGUGGUGCUCCAACCUCAUGGCUACUUCUUCAAGGUGCAAAGAGACUGCAAUGUUACCGUGGAGCUGCCUAUCCCAAACUACAAUCAGAUAGUUCAGCAGUUUGGAGGAGAAGCCCAACUCUCUGUAUGGCACAGCCCAACAUCGGAAGAAGAGCCGGUCUCGUGGGAACCACUGAAUGUCGUCUAUCACAUCCGUGAAGAUGCCAACGCCAACCGCUUCAUGGUGAUUCCCGUUGAGCACUUCUCCUGGCUGACUGCCAUCUGGGAUGGGAUCAGGAGUAAGCUGAACAACACAGGGAUGUCACUGGGCUUCUACUCGGGAGGAGCUGUGAGCAUGAAGUGUCAGGCGUGGAUGCUGGAGAGUUCAGAUACGGAGAAGUUUGGUCUGGUGGUCAUCUGUCACCGAAGUGAUGACAGUGCAAUGCAAGAUGUGGGCAACUAUGCUAAUAACGUGGGUGGCAGCCUCAAACCUGUUGCAAUAGCACCUGGUGGAGAUAUUGUAGUAAAGCUGGGACGUUCAGACUACUUUGAGGCAGACACUCGAGCCAGCGAAGACCCUAGUCUGGAGAAAGUGGAGGCCAACUACAAGGGCGGGGAGUUUGAGAUGCAGUUUGCAUGCCGCUUCAAGGGAAGCAACAAACCCAAGGAGAAGGAGAUCUUUGGCAAGGUGUUCGUGAGGCGAAGGAAAGAGGAUGGCUCAGAAGAGCGUCUGUUUGAAUUCAACCUUAUCAAGAAGAGUGAUGAGCCCGAUGAUGCUCCGGAGGAUCCGUGGACCACAGCAUCCCUCAAAGACCUGGCAGACAUGCAUAACAUCACCGUUGAGGACAACUGGAAGCAGUUUGCCCGUGCCCUUGGCUUCAGCUUCCAGGACAUACGCACCAAGCUAGGUCGGGCUGCGGACCCCUUCUCGGAGAUCGUCUCCAUGUACCGAAGAAAAGGAGGAGAGUACAACGAGUUCAUGGUCACGCUGAGCCAAGUCGGCCGUAAGCUUCGGCUGAACGACACCUCAUCGGAGGAAUCGGCAGCACCAAACACGGGAGGGGCGCAGAACUGGAAACAGAUGCUCAGUCUUAGGGGUUGGUUCGGAGGAGGCGGAGGCAAUGUCAGUCCAUCGCAGUCAGGAUCGCACUCCUCCUCACCACCGAGUGUACAUGAGGAUGAUGAAAAUCAACCUGGUCCUAGUGGUCUGCAGCAGAAUAUGAGGCGAAAACGUCAGUGUCCUACCUGUGAGGCAGAGCCUAUCAUUCCAUCGACACCGCACCGCUACGCCAAGCGUCUUCGCCUCUCCCCUACCACUUCUGAGUCUUCAGGGGGUAGCGAUGACCCCAUGCACACCCUGCGUUUCAACCCAGACCAGUCCCCUCCCCGCACCCCGGGAGAAGCAGGAACGUUCUGCAGUCUCCCCACCACAUCCCGGUACUCCCCACCCCACAUCAGCCUCACCCAUAACCCGUCCGGCGUCAACCUGGUGUCCAGCCACAACAAUAAUCCCGUCUUGACCCCAGGUGUUGGCAUGUCGGGUAUGUCCAGCAUCUACGGGCCCAGCACGUCUCAACUUACCUCAGGCAACCCCCACAUGUACAACAACACCCCAUACACGGCAGUCCAUUAUGGCAGUAUUCCUAAUACAGCACAACAGGCUAUGCCCAACUCCUUGAGUGACCAGGAGAACCUCCUGCGCGCCAACCCUCAAGAGAUCAGCCAGAACAACCUCUACCACAUCGCUUCCACGAUACAGAACAACUGGGUGAAGGUGGCCCGCUUCAUCCGCGACGACGAGACUCUGGAGACGGACAUCAAAUCCAUCAAGGAGAAUCACUCCAGUCCCGAGGAGCAGGCCACUCAGAUGCUCCUUCAAUGGAGGGAGAAGUGUCCAGACCGAUGCAGUAGGGGGAUCCUCUACGGAGCACUCUGUGACCUAAAUCUCAAGUCUGUCGCCAAGAAGUGUGAGCUCAUCUACAAGAAAUCCAGAUGAUAGAAAGCUUUCAUUGUUCAGUUGGUCAUUAAAAGUGCCCUUGUGUGCCUAACUGGUCCUAUGUUAUGAUUGACAAGCAUUACAGAGUGGCCAGUAUCGUCAUAGUGCUCUUCUGUAAUCAUCCUCUGUGCAACGACUGGUUGCAGAUCCUCAAGAAUGUAUGGUGUUCGUCAUCUCUUUAUCCCAUUUAUUAUGUCGUGAAUCGCACUGCUUCAGAGCUUUACUGCAUUGCUCUAUAAAUGCCUUGGAAGCGUGCUUUAAAGAACAUAUAUGCAGUGAGUUGCAUAGUGAAAUUUACUUUCUUGAAGUAGAUUAAUGCCGUAUGCAAAACUGCCAAACUUGAUGAUGGUGUAUCACGUGUAGUGUUGCAUGUCAAAUGUAGAGAUGAAGACCAAAUAUGAGUGCUGGUCACUUAUUCUUGUUCUUCAUCGUUAGAAAGUUGGAAAUGCUGCAGUGAUAAAAGAAUAGAAACAUUAUUGCCUUAAAGGUAAUACAAAGUGUUGGUAUGGAUAAAUUUUUAUAUUCAAUUUUUUUUAAAAGCAGAAUUUUUGUAUGGGCUAAAUUUUCUAGUGCUUAUAUUACAUCCACAGGGGCAUCCAAAUCUAUCCAAAUUGAAAAGAAUCACCACCAUCCAAUUUUCAAAAAUUCCCAAAACUUUGUAUUACCUUUAAGACAUGCAUAUGCUGGAGCUGGGUGUUCUGCUUUGAAAUGUAUGUUGGUAGGAAGUGCGUUGGCAGUGACAUUGCCUCAAACCCUCAUUCAUUCCAUGAUGUCACUGCCUCGCGAUGAGUUUUCGUUAAAUACAAUCCCGAGCCAGAUGCUGAUGCUGAAGCUCUUUUGAUAACUUCCCUAAUAAGAUAGCAUUUUCCCUUGACAGACCAAUAAAUUUUAAGGUCAAAACAAUGUAUUUUAUGGUAUUUAUUACAUCUUUUUUUCAAAAGUUGUAAUUAUCAUCUCUUUCUCUGCCCCCGUUAUGUUUCACAUGGAUCAUGACUAGAAAAUAGCUUUGCAUGUUCUUUGAAAGUUUUGUAUUUCCUUUUUUUUUCUACUUGGGCCAAACGGAAAAGUGCAAUAACAGGAUACUCUUUGUGACAUAACGUUGUGUUAGUUUGUAACAAUUUUUUCUCACUUUGAUUGCUCUUUUUAAUUCAUCGUUCUUUUUAUAUGUCCCCUUGCUUGCAAACAUUUUUCUCCCCCCCCCCCCUCGAUAAAAUGGAGAACUUUACACUUUGGUUGGACCUUCAGUAUUAAUUCCAGUACACUUGGAAUACACAGGCACCAAUUGUUUGCCAUAGUUUGUUUCAAACACCUAAUUUGCUGGUAUGGGUUAAUGGAGUUAUGACACCAAAGGUAGCCUUCAGGUAUAGAUAAACUAUUUCAAAUUGUAAGAAUAAGUUUUAAAAUAGAACUAUUGCAUUGGGGCUGGACAGGUGAACAAACCUACAAUAUUCCGGACAGGAUCCCUGUAGAUACAUUGUAAGCAAUCUUUGAUUGGAGUAAGCAUGAGUGGAAGUAAAUUCAACAAUUGCAUAAAGAAAUAAGUAUUGAUUCAAAUGAUGAUUUUAUUUUUCAUGCAAAACACAAUACAAUGAAUAAGUAUAUUACAAACAAAAUAUACAAUGAAACGACAAAUAUGGUUGUAAAAGCACGGGAAAAGAGGAACCAACUAGAAGCAUACCAGUAGCUUGUUGAAGUAUUUAUUCCUCAGAGGCUGUUUUACGAACCGUCUUGAAAACAAAGUAUACAUAGAAAAUUAUGGGCCGAUUUGGACUGCCAGUUAUAAUAAAUUGUGACACCAAAACUGCCUCAAGUACCAAUUGGUAUGAAGAUGUUGCUUUAAAAAGAAUUGAGAGUAGUACUUCUAUUAGCAGUUAAAACAUAUUAGAAAUUUCGGAUGUCUGAUGACUAGUGGUGAUCAAUGUGAUCACUGUUCUGAAAUAUGUUUUUUUUUUCUCCCUUCAAUAACUCACUACUCAGGUAUACCCACCUAUAGUACAUGUAUUUUUCUUCUUUUUUCUCGUUGUACUGUACAAUCGAAUCGAAUCUUAAAGCUAAACAAUUUUUUUUUUUUUUGGGGGGGGGGGGGGGGGAGGAGGGUAUAGGAUUUGCAUUUUCCUUUUCCUUGCGUCAUCUCCACUGAAACUUAGUGAAGUGCUGCAAGUAAAUUGCAUCAUGAUACUGUCUGCAAAGUAUUUUAUAUAGUGUUUUGUGUGAGAUGUUUGUUUUCAUUACUCAGCCAUAUCAUGAUGUUUAUCCUGAUUUAUGAUCUUUAAUCUGUGUGCAAACACAUACAUUAUGCACAAAUUUGUAAGAUCAAGCCUUUUCUUCUUCUUAUACCGUCUUCAACCAUGAGUCAUUCCAUUCUUUAAUUCAGUAGCAUUUAGUUUGCAUAUGGUAAACAGCUAUUUAUUUUGUAAUAACUUACCCUUCAAUUCAUUUGUAUUCUUGGUCCCUACGCUAUUCAUGCUAUGUUUUAUUAUUCUAUUCUUAUGUUUCGUAACCUGGCCUGGUAGUCGGAUGUUUUCAUUUUGAUCCCUGGGCUAUCCCAACCUUUGAUCUAAAUUAUGAAUCGAAUUGUCACCUUGCUUCCUUGAUAAGUGGUGAGACUUCUUAGAGUCUAAAAUUUCAUUGCCUUUGGCAUUUCUAAGAUUUAUCCUUCUGUGAAAUUUACAGUUUGACUGUCUUUAAAACAAUCAUUUAAAACAAUUUCCUUUAAUCUACUAGUAUUUCAAGCUAGCAAAUAAUAUCCAUAAAAAAUUUAAUAAUCAAAUCUAAAUCUGAAAUAAAUUGAUGUAAUAGUUCCCUAUCGUGAAAAAAACAAACUUCUCCAUACUUCAUGUAUGUAAAGGAGAAGGAAUUACGAUGUCUUUUUAGUGUCCCAUCAUAAUUAUAAAUGUGUGAGUUGAUGGUUUUUAUCUGCCUAGUCUCAUUCCAAACUGUAUAUAGUUAAUGUAAAUUAUUGAGAGUUAUUCUAAAGCUUAUGUACAUUCAGAGUAUCAAAUAUAAUGUACUUUUUUGUAAAAUGUGAAAGUACUUUUUCUUUUGUAAAAGUGUUUUUGUAUAAUAUGAAAUAUUUUCAAUAAUAGAGUUCCAAUGGAAACAUUGA